Molecule: messenger RNA, 1909 nt
Organism: Patella vulgata (common limpet)
Lineage: Eukaryota; Metazoa; Mollusca; Gastropoda; Patellidae
Exons: 5
Coding region: 256-1887 (543 amino acids)
Source: RefSeq, a predicted model, not a curated record
UACUUCCCGUGGUCAUAGAGACUUGAACUUUUCAGGGAAUGUUUGUUUAAGUGACUAGAGUCAGUAGAGAUGCCUACACACUAAAUUUCGUCCCACUUCAAGUUCAAGUCUCUACAACCACGGGAAGUAGGCCUACUAGGUCACACAGUAGGUGUACUGACAAGUGACAACCUAAACCUGAGUGAGAACUUGAGGUCUUGAGUGUGAGGUUCUCUUCCACUUUAGAGUAGAGCCGGAUUUAAAUUUUGCAAUAGCAUGAGUAAACCUGAUCAUUUUGUUGGGUUUCAACCUUUGCUCAGGCCUAUCAAGGAAACAGAUGAAAAGUCCCGAAGUCAUUCACUUACGUCGCCAGCAGACACUGGUGAUAGGAGUACUGCUGCAUUAACAGAACAGAUUAAUAGUACAGCCAGUACCAAAACAGUAGAUAUAGAAAGCUACAUCACUAGAUUGAAACAAAAUAUGGAAACUCUAGAAAUUACAAACAAACAGCUCCGGGAUGAAGUUAAAAGUCAGUUGAGGUACAGUGAGGAUCUUCGAGAAAAGUACGAGGAAUGUUUCGAACUAAACGUGGUAUUGAAAGAAGAGAUUAACAAACAAGUACAGAAUGUAAGAUCCUGGAGAGUUAAAGCUGUAACGAAUGGGUGUGAUGCUGCAAUAUACCGACAAGAAAAUGAGGAGUUGAGGGAAACCAUGGUGAUGAUUCAAAGAGACAUGUUGCAGCCACAUCCAUGCUACUGUGUGCCCUCUACACCAGAAAGUAAGAACAAAUUCGCACUAGGAGAGGAGAAAAAAUUACUAGAUCCUGUAACGCAGUGUCCAGAAUCUAUGUCGACACAGGCAUUAAUAAAAAGGUUUCUAGAAAACUUUUGUCCCGACAACAGGGCGUCAGUAGACAUGCAAGUCAGCAACAAUCCUUCUCAUUCAAGAACAUCACCAGUGGAAGAACAAGAUACCAUGUCCACGGAACUUGAAACGAUUCCCGAUAACAUCGAUUUACAUUUACAAUGUAAACCCAAAGAGAAUGGCGAAGAUGAAGAAUAUUACAAAGAAACAAAAGAUAUUUCAGAUCAGGAAACCGAUGAUGAACCGUGUUUUUCCAAUAAAAAUGUCCAAGAUUCAGAAUUAGACGAUAGUGGAUACGUAGAAGCAUGUGAAGCAGAACAGGAAAGCGGAGAUAUUCAAGAGAUAUCCACUGUUGAUUGCCAUAUAAAACCGGAUGAAAAGGAGAGCGAUGAUGGCAAAAAUGCUAAUGAUGACAGAAAUGUUUCAAUGAAAAGAGAAGACGAAAAUGAGUCCAAUUUUGAAAUAACCGCCGUGGUAAGUAAUCUACGACCAAUGGAACAGAUUCCAUCUAAGUCUAAAAUGAUAUCACCAGUGGUAACACGAGGAUUAAAAAUCAGAAGAUUUGAUCAACAGACACCUGGUUUUGAAUUAGAAGGCAGAAUCGUUCCAGAAGAUAGAAGACAGUCUCAUAAAUCUUCAUUAAAUGACCCACCUAACAUUUUACGACCACUGAUGCCAAGAGGACCCGGAAUAAAGAAAGUGGUUUCUAAUAUUAGGGCCCCUACAGAAGUCAAAAGCUCAGAUUCGAUACCAUCUCUCUUUGAUCCAAACAACCGAAUUUUACCGCAGAUCAGAAGUCGAUCUGAUUUCGUUAAAACAUCCACUACCCCAGUACUAAAGGGGCUUAGAACGUCUUUAGUUCAAUUUCAGAAUAUCAAUUUUCCUUCGAUCUACACCAGAGUGGAUGUAAGUGCAACCUUGAAAAGUCCCGAAAAAGCACCUCGUAAAUUUUCUUCAGUGCCUCCAUCUUCUCAGAAACCCGCUCACCGUCGAUCUUUGUUAAACGACAGACAGCAGCUACCUCGAAUUGUGGACUUUAAAUAAAUUUUAAAUGGUAUAUCAUACC